AAAGAUUCUGUUAAGUGUACUAAACGAGACUUUAAUUUAAAACUUCUAAACGCCGUUACUGUACUUUAACCAGCAUACCCCUGUAUAUAAAUAUGUGUAUGUUCUGUAGCAGACACACACAAGUUCACACACUAGCUACAGCAAGAACUCAGAUAGCCCACCAAAGAUCAAAGCUUUAAUUUGUAUUGUGUAUACGUGUGUGCGCGCCUGUGAGCAAAUAGCUAUCUAUUAUGAUGUUCAUUGGAUUCGGACCAAUUGUAAUCUUUUGAUGGAAGUUACUGAUAUCUGCAUGGAUAAGGAGCCGGAUCAUGUUGUUUAUGUGAAUGGUGAUUCCCACAAUUCAAACCAUGAAGCUGGAUGUUUUUAUGAUUUUCUGGAUUCGCACAAGAAUACUAUAGAAAGCCUGGAACCCAGUAUGCAGAAUAUCAAUGAUGAGAAAGAAAUUACCGAAGCUAGGGAUGCUGAUGUGAAGGGCUGCACUGCUAAAGUCUCUGUUCAAAUUACCAAAGCCUUGAAAGAUGAAGAAAAGGAGGAACAAAAGAUACCAAGCUCACAAGAUAAGUUCUCCUUAUCAGACGAGAAUAUCAAAUCGGAACCUGAGGCUCAAAAUGACAGGAAAGUGAUUGCCGAAGCUAAGGAUUCUGAAGUUAAGGAAUGCACUGUUGAAGUCUCUGUUGAAAAUUGUGAAACCUUUACCGCUGAACAAAAGGAGGAACAGGAUAUACCAUCCAUUAAAUGCGAGUUAAGUUUAUCAGAGAAGAAGAUCAAAUCUGAACCUGAAACCAUGAAGGAUGAGUGCCUGAAAGAGAUUUCUGAAAUUAAGGAGUGUGAAGUGAAAAACUGCAUGACUGUAGACUCUGUUAACAUUUCUAGAGCCAUUGAGGCUAAAGAUGAAAAGGAGCAAGUUAUCACAAUCUUGAAAUGUCAGUCUAGCUUAUUCGAGGAGAAAGUGGAACCGGAAACUGAAAUCAGAAAGGACGACUGUAAAAGCAAUGGAGGUUUGGUGAAACCUGCAAACAAAAUUAUUGCUGGAAAUGCCAAGACAAAACAUACUGUUCCACAGCCAUUUGCUUUAGCAACUGAAAGGCGUGCUUUAAGUGGAACGCGCCCCACUAAGCCUGAGACGGAAAUUUGUGCUCCUCCGAGUAAAUCACCUCAUCCAAAGAGUUUACAGACCCCGGUUUCUAAGAAGCAAUUUGAGCAGAUUGUCUCACCCUUGGUAGCAAGGAGACCAUUACAACCUACUAACAAGAAGCAUCCUGAUGAUGAUGAUUCCUGUUCUGUUGCUUCCUCAAUGGCUCCAUCAGCAAGGACUACUAAGCACAGGAUAACUUUUGCAUCUGCUCCUCUGUUCAGGUCCACUACACGUGCUGAGAGACGAAAGGAGUUCUAUACAAAAUUGGAGGAAAAGCACCAAGCAAUGGAGGCUGAGAAAUCUCAGUGGGAAGCAAGGACCAAGGAAGAGAAGGAAGAGGCUCUUAAGAAACUAAGAAAGAGUUUGGUGUUCAAGGCAAACCCAAUGCCAAGCUUUUAUGUUGAGGGACCACCACCAAAGGUUGAAUUGAAAAAGCCACCGCCAACUCGUGCAAAAUCGCCCAAAUUGGGCAGAAGGAAGAGCUGUAGUGAUGCAGCUGGUCAUGAUAAAGGUAUAGGAGUCUCUGGCCAAGGAAUGCGGUACAGUCUUGGCUGUCACAUAGAUGGUGCAACAACUGCUAAGAAGGAUAUGAAGGACAAUUUAACCGUCAAAAAUGUGAAUGUUACUUCUAAAUUUCAAGAUGAGCCCAAGCAGAUAUCAAGAGACAAGAAAGCAUCCAUUUCACCGAGGAUGAGAGCCCAAGGGAAUUUGAACAUUACUGUUCAAUCAUAAGUCUUGAGUUUCUUAAUAAUUUAUUCAGGAGAAGAAAUUUGUUGUGAUUCUCGGGGCUACAUAAAAAGAGUGCCUUUGGAUUUCUGAAGCUGCAAGUACUUGUUGCAGUAGUUUGCGUAGUAUUUAAGUGUAAAUUAUCUUUUAAGUUAUUCGCAUAAUCAGGAACUUAAAGUUCCUAUUUUAUUGACAUCUUGUAAGUUUAAUGUGUGGAGAGGCCAAAUUUUUUCUUUAACUUGUUUAAUGACAUGGACAUUGAAUAUAGAAGUGUGGAUGUAAACACACCCCUUUGCUUCCA
This is a messenger RNA of Daucus carota subsp. sativus, 2162 nucleotides long. RefSeq names its product protein WVD2-like 4. The transcript is spliced from 8 exons. The record is from RefSeq and is a predicted model, not a curated record. Bases 269 to 1867 code for a protein of 532 amino acids. Gene Ontology annotation, biological process: microtubule cytoskeleton organization. Gene Ontology annotation, molecular function: microtubule binding. NCBI's taxonomy places the organism in Eukaryota, Viridiplantae, Streptophyta, Magnoliopsida, Apiales, Apiaceae.